This is a messenger RNA of Anopheles bellator, 1020 nucleotides long. Its product is annotated as PRKR-interacting protein 1 homolog. Gene Ontology annotation, molecular function: double-stranded RNA binding; protein kinase binding; protein kinase inhibitor activity. The record is from RefSeq and is a predicted model, not a curated record. Gene Ontology annotation, cellular component: nucleolus. The coding region runs from base 20 to 664 and encodes 214 amino acids. Lineage: Eukaryota; Metazoa; Arthropoda; Insecta; Diptera; Culicidae. The transcript has 2 exons. Gene Ontology annotation, biological process: negative regulation of protein kinase activity.
UGUGUUGUUGCCCCCGAAAAUGGAAAUACGGAACGAAGUGAAACAAUCGGACAAGGAGUUUGAAAAGAAGAAAUUUGUGGUGCGAAAUGCGGCCGACGUGCAGCGGGCCAAGCUGGAGAAGCUGAUGAAGAAUCCGGAUAAACCGGUCAUGAUACCGACAUCGGCGAAAGAUCGUGACUUUUCCAACGCCAUACCCUCGUUCGUCCGCAACGUAAUGGGCUCCAGUGCCGGCGCCGGUUCCGGAGAGUUUCACGUGUAUCGGCACCUGCGUCGCAAGGAGUACGCCCGCCAAAAGCACAUCCAGGAAAAGUCACGCACCGAGCAGUUGGACGACGAUUUCCAGGCGAAGUUGGAACAGAACCGGCAGAUGGCCGAGGACCGGACGGCAAAGAAGCGUGCAAAACGGCAGAAGAGGAAAGCCAAACAGAAAGCGAACCACGGCAAGAAACCAAAGCGGGUGGAACAGGACGAGGAGUCUUCGUCCUCCGGCGGCAGCGAUACCGAAGAGAACGAUCCAUCAGAGGCACCACCGCAAUCCGAUGAUAAGACGAGCGAGAAAGAAAAGGAACCAGUGGCAGCCCAAGCCGACGAUACAGACGAGCCAUGUCAACCUGCUGAAGAAACGGGGGAUAAAAAUGUUGACCAAAACCCCACAGACGAAUAGCUGGAGCGAAGAGACACAGCGUACAAGAGUCGAUUAAUUAUCCCAACCCCAAGCAAAACGAACAGAAACUUGUUUACUAUUGUAUCUGUAUUUCAAAUUCCACUAGCUCUGGCCUCAAUCCGUGCCUCCGCGGAGGCCGAUAAUAUUGUAAAAAAGAGAGAGAAAAUAAAACUUUAAAUAUAUUUGCACUCUCUCUUCUCACGCGCAGUUCACUGUUUGAUGAUGUUAAUUUUAAUUUAUAUAUAUUUUUUCGCUUCCCAAAUCAUACUCCCGCCUCGUCCAUCAACACCACGGACCGGGGACCGGUUCCUGUACUAACUAAUAACACGCAAUCCUUACACUGCUGCGUGCGUCCC